Molecule: messenger RNA, 1906 nt
Organism: Nelumbo nucifera (sacred lotus)
Lineage: Eukaryota; Viridiplantae; Streptophyta; Magnoliopsida; Proteales; Nelumbonaceae
Product: protein HAIKU1
Source: RefSeq, a predicted model, not a curated record
CGCGUUUACUCCUUUUUUACUUCGAUAGUUCUUCGUUGUGUGAAACGAGAGAAAAUUCUAGGGUUUUGUUUUCGUUCCUAUUUUCUUUUUCUUCUCUUCCGGGGAUUUCGUGGUCGGUUUCGUCGUAGAAAAGAUCUUCGAGGUUCGUCGGAUUUGCUCGGAUCUAUUUUGAAUUUUCUACUUUUUUUUUUAUAUUCCGGUGGAGAAGAACCUGACGAUGAAUUCUGGCGGAUCAUUUAUGGAUUUGGGCUUCGGGUUUUGACAAAUUUGAGAGGUAAUCUGGUUUAGGGUUUGGAGGAGACGGAACAGAGAAUACGGUAUGAUUUCUGCCUGGAAUGAUCUCUUUUUUGGAGAUUGACUUUGUUGUCUGCCUGGAUUUGAAAACCUCCUGGUUUAGUUGGUUUUCUAGUAAGACUUUCGUUGUUUGAGCUUUGGGUUUGUGAACUUUGACGGUUUGAUUGGAGGCCUUUGAAUGGUUUGAGCUUGGUUUCCAUUUAGUGCCCAAAAGUUUGAGUUUUGUGUGUUGGGGAGAAGGAUUGAGUGGUACUGGCGAUUGGAUUGUUGUGGAGAUGGAUAACUCAAAUUUUUCCAAGAGUAGGCAUACUGAACAUCUGGGGGUGAACAAGCUGGGGAAGAACAUUAAGAAGAGCCCUAUGCACCAACCGAAUUUUGCAAACCCUAAGCAACAACCUCAGCCACAGGUUUACAAUAUCAGCAAGAAUGAUUUCCGGAGUAUUGUUCAGCAGUUGACGGGUUCACCCUCUCAAGACCCUUUGCCUCGCCCCCCACAGAAUCCGCCAAAACCCCCGAGUAUGCGUUUGCAGAAGAUCCGUCCACCUCCAUUGACGCCAAUUAACCGACCCCAGAUCCCUCCUCCUGCACCGGCUCCUCCUCCCCCUUUCAACAACAAUUUUGUCAGACCCGGUCAGCUUGGUCAACCGUUGGCAUCGCCCUUACCUAUGCCGACACCACCACCGUUUACUCCUGGCGACUCGAUUUGGUCCAACACGGCGGAGUCUCCAAUCUCGGCUUACAUGCGGUACCUUCAGAAUUCUAUCAUUGAUUCGGGUCCAAGACAAAGCCCAGUCCAACCUCGUGCUGCGCCCCAACCUCAAGUUCAAGCUCCGGUUCAAGCACAAGGUCAAGCUCAGGCAUUCUCAUCAGGCUUACUUCCUACCCCUCCGCCACCUGCGUUCCCUUCGCCACGGGCAAAUGGUCCUGCCCUUUUGCCUUCUCCAACUUCUCCAUUUCCCUUGCCAUCUCCAAGCUCAUUCUUGAAUCUUUUGUCCCCUCGCUCCCCCUAUCCUUUGCCUUACCCUGGGUUUCAGUACCCUAUCUCACCCAACUUCUCUUUCUCACCACUUGCUCAAUCAGGGAUUUUGGGUCCUGGGCCACAACCCCCACUUUCCCCGGGUUUUUUCCCACCUUCUCCUUCGGGAUUCUUCCCUAUUUCAAGUCCUAGAUGGAGGAAUCUAUAGUCUUCCAUGAACACAUGUCUGUCAGCUAGUGAAAAAGUAACAUGCCUAAUGGCAUUCACUGUCGUUCUUCUGAAUAUUGUUGACUCAGCUCCUAGUAGAUUGGAGCUGUGCUGUAACGUAUACUAGUGCAAGGGUCUUGAGAAAUUUCUAUCCCUUGCUUCUGUUUUUUAUUGCUUGUUUGAGUCUGGGCCCUGUAGCAGUUACAAUCUGUUCUGUUUUGUGGAAAUGUUAUUUUAGCUGUGCUGAUGUGGAGAUUCAACCCUAUUGGAUAGAGCUGUAACAGAAAGGAGGUAGGAUCACAGAUGCCUAGAUUUACUCUGUAGAAUCUCUGGUAGAUGAAUUCUUGUAGUCUAUUAAUUAGUUCUUUUUAGUUUGGAAACUUACAGUUAUUUGUUCAAUAUGACCAAGGAGUUUAUCUUUUGAUCUUA